Plasmodium vivax (malaria parasite P. vivax) is the source of this 696-nucleotide messenger RNA. Its product is annotated as cytochrome c heme lyase, putative. Gene Ontology annotation, molecular function: holocytochrome-c synthase activity. The transcript is spliced from 5 exons. The record is from RefSeq and is a predicted model, not a curated record. Bases 1 to 696 code for a protein of 231 amino acids. Gene Ontology annotation, cellular component: mitochondrion. Lineage: Eukaryota; Apicomplexa; Aconoidasida; Haemosporida; Plasmodiidae.
AUGCAGAGCAUAGGCAGGGCAAUUGGCGACAAUCAAAAUGAAGAAAAAGUGAGAUGCCCCUCGUCGUUAGUGGGGCAAGUGAAAAUGCCCGAAGCAGCGGGGAACGAACUCAUAAACCAACGGAACAUGAUGCCGGAGAUCCCCAACUACUCCCUGCGCGGAGAGGCCGAGUGCCCCCUGAACCGGAAGAGAGACGUGUCCUCCAUCCCCAAAAACAGCCAAGAGAAGUGGCUCUACCCCUCGCCACAGCAAUUUUACAAUUCCCUCAUUAGGAAGAACAAGCACAUCGACCGAAAUUACAUUGACGCUGUGGUGACGGUGCACAACGAGGUAAAUGAGGAGUCCUGGAGGCACAUCCUGAAGUAUGAGUACCUGCACAGGAGCAAAUGCAGCGAAGUCACCCUGCAGCGAUUUCUCGGGAAAUUUGAUGACCUCUCAGUGAAGGCCAAAUUCAGGAACAUUUUCUCCAAGCUAGGCAAACCGUUCGACAGACACGACUGGUAUGUAAACAGGUGCGGCACCGAGGUGAAGUACAUUUUGGAUUACUACAACGAUGAGUCUAAGCAGGACGACAAGAAUAUAUACAUCGACGUCAGGCCUGCCCUGAACAGCUUCUCAAAUAUCUGGGACCGAAUACGCUACCCUUUUUACGAAUUUUACUUUAAGCAUGUCAAGCGGUAUGAACUGUUCAGGUGA